CCUCCUUCUUUGUCAUUAUUUUAAACAUUUUUUGAAUUUUCUAACCUCAGUUUGAUUUUUACUUUAACAUCGAAUUAAUUUUAACAUGGCUACAGGAAGUGCACAAGAAACACAGAAUUUUGUUACGUUAAAGGGUUCUGUGGAGCUAAUAGUGGAUUUUUUCAAUUACAGCUUGAAUAGUAUUCUUUAUCAACGAGGUGUCUACCCCGAAGAAUCUUUUAUUCCUACCCAACAUUAUGGUCUCACAAUGUACAUGUCAAAAAAUCCUGAAAUAAAAAAGUAUACUGAUGAAAUUUUACCUCAUCUAAAGCAAUGGCUUACCGAGGGCAAAAUCAAAAAGCUUGUUCUCGGUCUCUGUGAUGUUAAUUCAAAAGAACCAUUGGAAUGUUGGGAAUUCCGAAUUAUACCUGAAGAAACCCCAACAGGAGAGAUUAAACAGCAGGGAACCAAGCCACUGAAGGAUAUUCAGCAAGAAAUUCGAAAUGUUCUUAGACAAAUUACAGCUUGUGUUACAUUCUUACCACUUUUAGAUUGUGUCUGCUCAUUUGAUCUUCAAAUUCACACUACAAAAGAUGCUGGAGGUGAGGGAUGGGGUGAUGUUCAGCCAAUUACAAUUCAAAAUGCACAGGAAGUUCAGCUGAGAUCUUUUUCAACUUCCAUUCAAAAUGUGCACACAUUUUUAUGUAAUCAAGUUCGUCCUUACCUAAAGAAUGCGAUCCAGCGAAAUUAUGUGGCCGCAGUUAAGCCUAGUCGGAUUCAAUUGAAAUGCUCUGCAUUCUCUAAAUGUUUUAAGAGUUUUCAACCACUUACCAGAUUUGUAACAACUGCUGCUGAGGUACCAACAAUACAACAAUCAAAAUGGAUUGGACGAUGGCUUGGAACAUGUGCUGGCAUGUGCUUUGGAGCAGUGGUGAUUGGGGGACUCACAAGAUUGACAGAAUCUGGCUUGUCGAUGGUUGAAUGGUCUGCGUUUGGUGAAAGACCUCCGAUGUCGCGAGAAGAUUGGGAAAGAGAGUUUGAAAAAUAUAAACAGUUCCCUGAAUACAAACAGUUAAAGAAAGGAAUCAGCCUUGAAGAAUUCAAAUUCAUCUGGCACAUGGAGUAUGGGCACAGAAUGUGGGGUAGAUUAAUUGGAGCCAUGUUUGUCAUACCUGCAGCAAUUUUCUGGAAAAAGGGCUACUUUAAUUCAGCAUUGAAAAAGAGAGUAUUGAUUUAUGGAACUUUGAUUGGAUGUCAGGGUUUGCUUGGAUGGUAUAUGGUAAAAUCUGGUUUGGAAGAUCGAUUCCAUGGAGAAGCCGAUGUCCCAAGAGUUUCACAGUACAGAUUAGCUUCACAUCUCGGAUCUGCCUUCGUACUUUAUUCCCUUUUUCUCUGGACAUCUCUACAUCACCUGGUGCCCGCCAAAGUAAUGGAGGUCUCUAAAGGGGCUAUCAAAUUUAAAAGAUUAGUUCAUUUUUCUAAAGGAAUCGUUUUUCUGACCGCAAUCUCGGGAGCAUUUGUAGCAGGAUUGGAUGCUGGUCUGGUUUACAACUCAUAUCCCUUGAUGGCUGGACGAUUCUUACCUCAAGAAUGGCUAGCCUUGACACCUAAAAUCAGGAAUUUCACUGAAAAUCCUUCUACUGUUCAGUUUGACCAUCGUACUCUGGGGCAUUUUACCGUCCUCUUAUUAUCGUCUGUAUGGCUUUUGUCACGUCGCAUUGUACUUCCACCUCGAGCGCGAUAUGCUGCCAAUGCACUGGCUGCUAUGGCGUGGAUGCAGGCUUCUCUCGGAAUAGCAACUCUUCUCUUUUAUGUCCCCACACCGUUGGCGUCUUCACAUCAAGCUGGUUCCUUGGUAUUGCUCUCAACUGCCUUGUGGCUCUCUCAUGAACUCAAAAAUAUGAAGUACAUCCCAAAGUAAAACCAUUCGUUUGUAUACCGUGGUUUGAUUUUCCUUUCACUGCUCUGAGAACGAAAUCGCACUUUUCACGUAGUUGUGAUGUUAUUGAAAUAAAAUCAUUAAGUCAA
This is a messenger RNA of Daphnia pulex (common water flea), 2007 nucleotides long. Its product is annotated as cytochrome c oxidase assembly protein COX15 homolog. NCBI's taxonomy places the organism in Eukaryota, Metazoa, Arthropoda, Branchiopoda, Diplostraca, Daphniidae. Gene Ontology annotation, cellular component: mitochondrial inner membrane. The transcript is spliced from 12 exons. Gene Ontology annotation, molecular function: oxidoreductase activity, acting on NAD(P)H, heme protein as acceptor. The record is from RefSeq and is a predicted model, not a curated record. The coding region runs from base 86 to 1900 and encodes 604 amino acids. Gene Ontology annotation, biological process: heme A biosynthetic process.